Molecule: messenger RNA, 607 nt
Organism: Acaulospora morrowiae
Lineage: Eukaryota; Fungi; Glomeromycota; Glomeromycetes; Diversisporales; Acaulosporaceae
Source: the annotation of a GenBank genome assembly
UCGGCAACAAACAAUUGGGAUUAUCAGCAGAGAUGCAAGAAUUAAGAGAGCAACGAUUGGUAAAUCAUGAAGAGAUAAUCGAAUAUAUAUCUAAAUAUGAUAAAUUAAUAGAAGUCAAAGAGGAAGGAGCCGAAAUAAGAGAGUUCAUGGAAUCAUUGUCCGAAGAGAAACGAAAAGAAUUAUACCCGACGGUUGAUGAAUUUCUACGGAGUUUGCAAAAUGGGAAUGGAACGGAAAAUCAAAAAAAUAUUAAAAUGGAGGAUCAAGAUGGAAAAAGGGAAGAAGAUCAAAAAGGCAUAAAUAUGGAGGACGCGUUUAUAGAGAAUGAAGAUGAGGAUUUGAAUUCAUUUUUGAGAGAAAGCGAAUGGACGGAAGAAGAUGCGGAACUUAUAGAGAGCAUCAAAAUUCAGCCCAGAGAAUAUAGACCAGGUUUCGAAGGUCGAGCUAUGCCAAAGUUAGUGCAAAUAUUCGAAAGCGGUUCGACUGAUAAACUUCCAAAAAAAUUCAAAUGCAAGCUAGGAAGACGGCAAGUCAACCCCAGGGCGAACAGUAAGAUCAAGAAAUAUGUUGCGUCAUAUGGUUUUCAACCGUCACCUAUGCUCGAUGG